AUGGUGACGUGGAAGAGCGCAGACAAAGAGCGCGUAAGCAGCCUCUUUGCCGAAGUCGUAGCCAGCUCCAAGUCCCUCGUGAGCGGCUUUCUAUCGGUGGACGACGACGCCAACUCGGCUUCCGUCAAGUUGGUCUGGAGCAAGAAGGAUCUCGUUCACAACGUGACGCACAAGUACCAGGUGCAGCAUUUCGUGCCUGACCUCACACAGACGCAGGUCCUCGUCACGGGAUUCCCCACCAAUUACACGAGCGACUACACGAGUGUCUCGCCCUCGACCAAACGAGUAGUGACUCUCGAUUGCAAGAAUCAACGAGGCGAGGCGACAUCCGAAGGGGUUUUCAAAGUCUUUGCAGGCAAUCAGCUGAAGUGGACGUUCCAAGCUCCCAAAACACUUCAUGGGGCUAUAUAUCUAGGAGAACGGGAAGGUGGCAUUGUCUGGUCUCACGACGAAGAGACGAUCGCAUACGUUGCUGAGAAAAAAUCUGCCGAUUGUCCUGCGUUCUGGAACCAGGGGAACGCUCCAGAAGGAGAGAAGGACGAGGUGGACUCAGCCAGAAGAGGGGUCAAGUUCGAGUACGAAGACGAUUGGGGUGAACAGUACGAAGGCAAGAAAACUGCAUCGAUCUUUCUGGCUACGUUGGCAACUGGCAAAAUUCGAGAGGUCAAGGGUGUGCCGGAGAAUGUGACGUGUGCAGACGUGGCUUUCGUCCCUGGUGAUAACGAGCUGGUGUUUACCGGGACCAGGACCGACAACCCGAAGCGACUUGGCAUCAUCUACUGCUACAAUCGACCUUCCGCUCUGUACCACGUGGUUUUAAACAGAGAAGAUCUGCAAGCCAAGAGCGCCGUGCAGAAGCUGGAGCUGAUUCCGCAGGAUGAAGAAAGCGAGACUAUUGAGACCAUGAGAAAUCCGCGUUUAUCUCCUGACGGCAAGCAGCUUGCUUUCCUCGCUACUCGAGACGUUGCCACUCACGGCACCUGCAGCUUUCUAUGCGUGAUGCAUUGGGCUACUAAGCACACGUCGACGUUGAUUCCCGUCAAGGAUGAGCCUGAUGCGUCUGGCACCGAUGUCACCAAGGUUUUUAACGGACUAUUCGAUGGCAAAUUGAGUCAAAAAGCUUGGUCACCUGAUGGCAAAUACAUCUAUGUGGGGACACGAGUGGGCUCUCGUGUACUCUGGAAGUACGUUGAUGUGAGCACGAAGAUUCUGAUUUCCCCAGAGUAUGUUGAUGGCUUCGAAGUCGCCGUUGAAUCAGUGCUGGAUCGCAAGGGAAACCGCUUCCUGGUGGUGGUAUCGUCCCCCACGCGCCCUGCGAGCAUCUUCCUUGUCCAAAUUGACCCGGUAACAGGGAUGCACAUGUGCUCACCUAUUACCAUUGACGAUCAGCAAGAAAGUGCAAAGUAUAUCGGGCGCUGGGAAGUGCACUCGAUUUCAGCGUCCGUGUCUGACGAAGCAGCCGCAGAGAAGACGCUCCCUGUGAUACCUGUAGAGCUGGACGACCUCCUUAUUCCGUCGGUUUCUAGCUCAAGUGACUAUGAAGCAACUGUGAUGCUGCCAAGUAGCUCUCCACCAUCUGAUGGUUAUCCCGUUAUCCUCGAGCUUCAUGGUGGACCGCAUAGCAAUGCGAGCGUCAUGUAUCGAGACAUGUGCGAAUUCUGGGCUGCCCUGGGUUUCGCGAUUGUUACCGUGAACUAUCGAGGCAGCACUGGAUAUGGAAUCAAGGCGCUGGAAUCCCUCAUUGGAAAGGUAGGAACGCAGGAUGUGUACGACUGCCACUACGGCCUGAAGUAUCUUUUGGAGGAGAGCUCAAGCCUCGGGCUUUCGUUGGACAAGACUCGCGUGCACUGCUCUGGUGGCAGCCACGGCGGGUUUCUCGUCACACACCUCAUUGCCCAGUUCCCGGGCUUUUACAAAUCCAUGGUAACCCGCAACCCUGUAACGAACAUGUCGAGCAUGUUCUACACUUCCGACAUCCAAGAGUGGAGUCUCGCAUGUGCAGGCAUUCAGCGAUUUGAAAGCAUCUAUACAUCGCAGAAGCUAUACAACUGCAAGGACGAACUUCCAGUUCUGACUCCGGAAGCACGUUUGGCCAUUCUCAGCAAACUGUGGCAGCACUCGCCUGUGAGUUGCGAUCUGAGUAAGGUAACGACACCUGCGCUAUUUGGACUUGGUGGAAAGGAUAGGCGUGUGCCUCCCAGCCAAGGUUUGGAGUACCGUGCUAUUCUUGCGAGCUACAAUGUUCCUACACGUCUUCUAUGGUAUCCCGAUGACUGCCACCCGUUGGGAUCCGAGGAGGCUUUUGGCGAUUUCUCGGUCAACUGGGGGCUUUGGCUGCUGAAGUAUAACUCCAAGUAA
Molecule: messenger RNA, 2358 nt
Organism: Peronospora matthiolae
Lineage: Eukaryota; Oomycota; Peronosporomycetes; Peronosporales; Peronosporaceae
Source: the annotation of a GenBank genome assembly